Perognathus longimembris pacificus (Pacific pocket mouse) is the source of this 1753-nucleotide messenger RNA. It is a transcript of the gene Ctsb, whose product is annotated as cathepsin B. Gene Ontology annotation, cellular component: lysosome. The coding region runs from base 135 to 1151 and encodes 338 amino acids. Gene Ontology annotation, molecular function: cysteine-type endopeptidase activity. Gene Ontology annotation, biological process: regulation of catalytic activity. The record is from RefSeq and is a predicted model, not a curated record. The transcript has 10 exons. Lineage: Eukaryota; Metazoa; Chordata; Mammalia; Rodentia; Heteromyidae.
CGGGCGCCGGGCGGGGCGGCGCCGGUAAAUAGGGGCGGCCGGGCGGCCACGGGCGGUUCGGGCUCCGCUCCGGCUGCAGACCCAGGCUCUCCUCUCGGCGCUGCGGUCGGUGAGUCGGGGACCCAGCGUCCAGGAUGUGGCGCCCCGUGGCCUCCUUGUGCUGUCUGCUCGUGCUGGCCGGUGCGCAGAGCCAGCCUCCAUUCCACCCGCUGUCCGAUGAGCUGGUCAACUACAUCAACAAGCAGAACACCACGUGGAAGGCUGGACACAACUUCUUCAACGUGGAAGUGAGCUACCUGAAGAAGCUGUGUGGCACCAUCCUGGGUGGGCCCCGGCUGCCCGAGAGAGUUCAGUUCGCCGAGGACAUAGAUCUGCCUGAAAGCUUCGAUGCACGGGAACAGUGGUCCAACUGCCCCACUAUCAAGGAGAUCAGAGACCAGGGCUCCUGUGGCUCUUGCUGGGCCUUUGGAGCCGCGGAAGCCAUCUCCGACCGGAACUGCAUCCACAGCAACGGGCACGUAAACGUGGAGACGUCUGCGGAGGACCUGCUCACCUGCUGUGGCAGCCAGUGUGGGGACGGCUGUAAUGGUGGCUACCCCUCUGGAGCUUGGAACUUCUGGACCAAGAAAGGCCUGGUUUCCGGCGGCCUGUACAACUCCCAUGUGGGCUGCAGGCCGUACUCCAUCCCCCCCUGCGAGCACCACGUGAACGGCUCCCGGCCCCCAUGCACGGGGGAGGGCGACACCCCCAAGUGCAGCAAGUCCUGCGAGCCUGGCUACUCCCCGUCCUACAGAGAAGACAAGCACUACGGGCAAACCUCGUACAGCAUCUCCGGGGAGCGCGAGAUCAUGGCGGAGAUCUACAAGAACGGCCCCGUGGAGGGCGCCUUCACCGUCUUCUCGGACUUCCUGAUGUACAAAUCAGGCGUGUACAAGCAUGUGACCGGAGACAUGAUGGGUGGCCACGCCAUCCGCAUCCUGGGCUGGGGAACUGAGGACGGCGUCCCAUACUGGCUGGUGGCCAACUCCUGGAACGUUGACUGGGGUGACAACGGCUUCUUCAAAAUCCUCAGAGGAGAGGACCACUGCGGCAUCGAAUCCGAGGUUGUGGCUGGAAUUCCACGCACUGACCAGUACUGGGGGAAGUUCUAAUGGGCUGCAGGCCGGGCUGGCUCUAGGUGGGGCCCCCCGUGUGUAGUCUUCUAGCCGGGAGUGAGAUGGGGCAAGGCAUAGCUUUUACUCUUUUGAAGUCCCAUAAGAUGCAGGAGAUUUUCCACAAAGCCCAAAGGACUGGGUUGAACCAAACUCGCGCCCGCCCUGAGCGAGGAGCCUCCGGCCUCCCGUCCACACAGUGCUGUUUGCCUGCCUGAUUCCAGCUCUGCUGCCCCCCCUCCAGCCCCGGCCUCCUUGGGGGGCACCGCCCUGGCAAGCCGGCCCCCUGCAAUCGUCCCCUCCCUGCGAGACCGCGCUCCGCCUCCGCCCCGCCCCCCGGACCUCCAGCCUUGCCCUUGGCUGCGGCUUGUGUGUCACAGGCGUUUGGUUUGCUUUGGGGUUUUGUUCCACGGUGUGCCUCAGCUGAUCCGCGGAUGAACAGGACUGAGGGCUGGGAGCUUCUUCCCUCGUGGCUGGACACGCGCCAAGCCACUGGACUCAGCUGCCACCGGGCACGGAGUUUGGAGGGAAAAAUCACUGCUUCACCCGUGGAAUGUUAACGAGGAAUGGCGGGUGCCAAUAAAGGAGCUCUCCAGCGCGAA